Messenger RNA from Blumeria graminis f. sp. triticale, 516 nucleotides. NCBI's taxonomy places the organism in Eukaryota, Fungi, Ascomycota, Leotiomycetes, Helotiales, Erysiphaceae. The record is from the annotation of a GenBank genome assembly.
AUGUCUACCUUCCAAGACAAAGUUCAGAUUUACAUCGGGCAGAUCGAUAAAGAGCUUUCUAAGUAUCCCGCGUUCACAAACUUGGAAAAACACGUCUCUGUUCCCAAAGUAUACGUCUUUCUCGGAGUGAUAGCAACAUACUUCGCGUUUAUUUUUUUUAAUAUCGGUGGACAACUUCUCACCAACCUAGCUGGUUUUGUGAUACCAGGAUAUUACUCCUUGGAAGCCCUAUUCAGUGUAGGAAAAAGCGAUGAUACUCAGUGGCUGACAUACUGGGUCGUCUUCGCAUUUUUGACAGUAAUCGAAAGUUUUGUCAGCGCGGUAUACUGGUUCCCGUUCUACUACACAUUCAAGUUUAUUUUUGUACUUUGGCUUGCUCUUCCAGUCACUGGAGGCGCUCAGGUAGUCUUCAGAUCCUUCAUUCAACCGGUCUUUUCCCGUUAUUUCUCCGGAACUGGCGCUACUGCUGCAAAUCUUAGAUCCAAGGCUGAAGCGGUAAUCGACAAGACAAACUAA